Chelonia mydas (Green sea turtle) is the source of this 5213-nucleotide messenger RNA. RefSeq names its product C-type lectin domain family 4 member F. The coding region runs from base 4113 to 4922 and encodes 269 amino acids. The record is from RefSeq and is a predicted model, not a curated record. NCBI's taxonomy places the organism in Eukaryota, Metazoa, Chordata, Testudines, Cheloniidae. The transcript has 8 exons.
GCAUUCAGGCUCCCUUUGUACUCUGUGUGGCAGGAGAUUUUGUCAUUUGGGAUUAACCAAAAGAUUCUAAUUUUAAUUGAAAGUCUUUUUCUCCAUGCUAAGCAGUCCCCUGCUGCGCUCCUAGGCGCCGGGUGGCCUCGUCUGGAUGGGGAGAAAGGUUCUCCCUUAACACAAGCUAAAACCUCGUGGAGAAAAGCACAACUCCCUGCUGAAGCGCUGGCCUGAUCGCUGUCUUCUCAGGACUUCAAAAAAGAAAAGUAUUGCACAGCCCAGCCCCUGCCUGAAGCGGUUAACGACAGCGGCCAGUCAGCCCAGAGAGUCCCAGACAAUUUCUUAGUGAGCGACCGUUUAACACACACACAGACCCUCGCAGGCAGGAUGUGGGAUACUUUUCAGUCCCUUCAGCAGCACGGGUAGGCAAUAAAUCUGCGGGGUUCCUUACGGAGACUCCCGGGGCUGUUGCUGUUACAUGUGUUUCAGUGCAAGGUUACAGCACAACACUCACUUGUGGAGUUUCGGCCACACCUUCAGAGCAUUCCCCUCCGAGCUCUGGCAGAUCAUUUCUCAGUCUCUGGGGCCGCGGGGGGCUCCAAACGUAUGUGUCCCCCCUCGGGAGUCUCCGGGGCCUGAGGAGAAUGGCGGCCUCUCCAUCCCCGCCCAGCGCCUCGGAGUCUCCUCAGCAAACACCAGUCCAAAGAUGCGUGCGGCCAGCAGCACUUCCCGUCCCACGGCUAACAGACACCAGACAACCGUCUCCUCGUCGUUCAGUGAGAUGGGGAAUCCGGAGCCCGUUUCCAAGGUGGCUCGGGAACUGGGAUGCAGCCUUCACAGCUCUUGGUCCCGCAUGGAUCAGCCACCAAGCCCCAGGGCUGCCCCCAGCUCCCAUGUCUGAGCCUUUCCCCCCUGAGCUCUGGCCGGCUCAGCUCUCGGGGAAUGUGUGGAACCUGCAAGGCUGCUUGGCCUUCCUGAAACUUCCCGUACAGCCUCAGAGACGGCUACCGAGGCCGCGUCUCCGCUACAAAGUUAGGUCAGCGUUCAGCCACCAAAGUUUGUGUAUCGCUGGGCAUGUGCCCACUUGGCUGCUUGCACCAGUGCUGCUCACACUCACCAGAGUGCUUGUGUAACCCAGUAAACUUUGAUUCCACAAGUGCCCCUGUCAGCCCAUGUUACCGCAGGAGCAGCGAGCAGGUUCUGUCUCUUUUGACAGCAGAACUCCCACCUGUGGAUGAUCACACACAGGGAAAAUAUGCAGAUGUGGACAGUCGUGGAUGCCCAUAGGAUGGGGCUGGCCUUCGGGGCGGGUGGCAUGGGUGACUGCCCAGGGCGCCACGGUCCGGAGUCAAGGAGCAGGACACAGGCCUGGCCCCCACACUGCCCCCAGCCUGCCCCUCACCGUGCUUCAGCAGGAUGAUGCUGGAGGCCCCACAACACAAGCGGGGCCAGGACACAGAGCAGGACUGCCAUGGCUGGGGUGGAACUGGGGGCAUCCCAGGAGGGGAGAGGGCACAGGCUUCCCCAGGCCCAGCCCCGCCGCUGCAUGACCUCCGACAGCCAACCGCACACGCGGCGCAUGGGGGUGAUGCCUUUACGCUCUCGCCAGAGCCCCACCCUCAAGAGGGGGCCAUAAAAUGCUGGGCAUAGGGGGCUGGAACAAUGUGUAUAGUGGGGGGCUGAGAGCCACUGGACCCAACUGUAAACCCUGAGUGUGAUGGAAACCACUUCCAGCCAGGGGGUGCGGCAGCCCCCCUAGAUCCAGCCCCGGAGUGCUGUCUUCCUCUUCCCUCAUGCCUCGUCCCCACAUCGAACCACCUCUCCCCUCCACUCCCUCCUUCUCCAUCCACCCAUCUCUCGCCUCCCCCUCUCCUUUUCCCUCCAACCACCGUUCCCCUCUCUUCCCCCUCCUAUCACCUCCUGUCAAGGUUCCUUCCCCACUCUGAACUCUAGGGUACAGAUGUGGGCACCUGCAGGAAAAACCCCCUAAGCUUACUUUUACCAGCUUAGGUUAAAACUUCCCCAAGGUACAAACUAUUUUACCUUUUGCCCUUGUACUUUAUCGCUGCCACCACCAAACGUCUAACAGAUAUAUAACCGGGAAAGAGCCCGCUUGGAAAUGUCUUUUCCUCCCCAAACCCUACACCCCCUUUCCUGGGGAAGGCUUGAUAAAAAUCCUCACCAAUUUGCAUAGGUGAACACAGACCCAAAUCCUUGGAUCUUAAGAACAAUGAAAAAGGAAUCAGAUUCUUAAAAGAAGAAUUUUAAUUAAAGAAAAAGUAAAAGAAUCACCUCUCUAAACUCAGGAUGGUAAAUACCUUACAGGGUAAUUAGAUUCAAAACAUAGAGAAUCCCUUAAGUUACAAAAAGACACAAAAACAGGAAUCUACAUUCCAUUCAGCACAACUUAUUUUCUCAGCCAUUUAAACAAAACAGAAUCUAACGCAGAUCUAGCUAGAUUGCUUGCUAAGUUCUCAGACUCCAUUCCUGUUCUGACCCCGGCAAAAGCAUCACCCAGACAGAGAGAGACUUUGUUUCUCUCCCCCUCCAGCUUUUGAAAGUAUCUUGUCUCUUCACUGGUCAUUGUGGUCAGGUGCCAGCGAGGUUAUCCUAGCUUCGUACCCCUUUACAGGUGAAAGGGUUUUUCCUCUGGCCAGGAGGGAUUUUAAAGGUGUUUACCUUUCCCUUUAUAUUUAUGACACCUCCCCUCCCCGCUUCCCCAUUCAACCGCCUCUCCCCUCCACCCCUCCCCUCCCUUCCCCCAUCCAACCGCCUCUGCCCUCCCUUCCCCCUCCAUCCCCCAUCCAGUUACCUCCCCUCCCCCUCCUUCCCCAUCCAACCGCCUGCUUCCCCAUCCAACCGCCUCUCCCCUCCACUCCCUCCCUCUCCUUCCCCCUCCAACAGCCCCUCCCACACCCAAUUCUUCCCCCUCCAACCGCCUCUCCCCUACACCCACAUCCUUCCUCCCCAUCCUUCCCACCUUUCCUCACCUCAUCUUCUGCCCCUCCCCCAUGGUUCCCGAAAGGGUGGGGGUGCAGGGCUGUCAGAGGAGAAAAACAGGGGAUGCUGGCUGAGCAGGGAAGAUGGACCAGGAACCUGUGGGGGUUGCUGGCCAACCUGGGGGAGCUCAAGUCACCUCUUACCGACCUGCUUGUUUUGGGAUGACUUGGGCUUGUUUUUGAAAGGCAGGGUGGCAUAUUUAUCUCAUGAGACUUGGCAACUUUGGUUGGCUUUUACCCAUCUGUCUUGAGGUGAAAGGCUCAAAGCCCUGAUCCACCCUGAUCCCCCUCCUAUUUCCUUAAAAUGGUAAAUAGAUGGGGGAAACUGAGGCACAGACAGGUGAGGUAACCUGCCCAAGGUCUCCCAGUGAGUCAGGAGUAGAGGAAGGAAUAGAAACCAGGAGUCCCUAUUGCCAGGUCUUGUCAGGGACCAGACCAGGAGGGACAGCGGCUGGCCGGCUCUCUGAAUAACCUCCCUGCUAGACAACCUAUAAGGCCACCUGCUGCUCCUGGGACCUGCCGGAGGAGCCACAGCGCUGGCCGGCUGCCGGCUCACCAGGCCUGCUUAGACGCCUGGCACCCAGAUGAGCUCACUGGCUGCUCAAUGUGUAUCUUGCCCAUGGCAGCUGUGUUUCCCCGUCGUCCAGUCCCUCCUCCAGCCGGCUUCCAGGCCCUGCUCCUGCUCUGCUCCAGCCCCUGCUCCCCUUGGGCUUCAGACGUCUGGUUUGAUGCCCAGCCCUGCCUCUGCCUCACUCACUGCUUGGCCCCUCACUUCUGGCUUCGGCUUCUGUCUCUCUGGUACUGAUCCCGGGCUCCGCCUCUGGCUGAGGACUCUGCUGUACUCCCACCCUGGCUCUGGCAUUUGGCUUCUGACCCUGGGCCCAUUUCCUGGAUGCUGCCCAUGCUGGACCCAGCUCGAGCCCAUUAGCUGAAGUCUCACUUCCACCACGAGGCCUGACCACACAUGGCCCAGCUGGUGACAGGGUGGCUCUCACCACCAGGCAUCCUCCCCAUUUCUAUUUCUGGGCCAGGGCUGCGUCAGAGGGAGGCUCUAACCCAGCAGGCCGCUGAAAGGAUCUACCUGCCAGCGAUCGGGUCUCGGCUCAGCGCGAAGGCAGGAGAAUGGAGAGGGAGAAUAUCUAUGAGAACCUGGGGAUGAUGGAAGCUGCUCCCCAGCCAAAAGGAAAUCCUACCGAGACAUCGGUCCCUUGGCGGCGCGGGGCGGGGCGGAUCGUCACUGCUGGCCUUCUGCUCCUGACGCUUGUGACCCUCCUUGCUGUGACGCUUCUAUAUUUCCGGGCACAGAGCAAGCUGCAAGCGGUUGAAGAAGCGGUGCAGAAGCUCCAAGUCUCUCUGCGGCCUGACAACGCCUUGGAUACGUCAGCAAAGGAAUCGGACAGUCUGCAGCUCCUGGACGAAGCGCUGGCAGGAGUCCGGAUGCUGAAAGACCAGCUGGACAACGUCAGCGCAGCGCGAGCAGCAGAGCAAGGUUGCUGCAGUCAUGUGCUGACAAAGCUUUCCAGAGGCUGGAGGUUUCAUGGUGGGAACCUCUAUUACUUUUCAAAAGAAAAAAAGCCAUGGGACGAGGCCGAGCGGUUCUGUGUGUCUCAGGACUCGCACCUGACCUCUGUCUCCUCCCAGGUGGAACAGGAGUUUCUCUCCAACGAGACCAAGGGAGGAAGUCACUGGAUUGGACUCACCGACCGGGGGACAGAAGGCAUCUGGCGCUGGGUGGAUGGCACAGAAUUCAGAGCAGACGCAAGCAGGGGGUUCUGGGAGCAGAAUCAGCCAGACAACUGGCAUCAGGGGACAGGAGGCAGAGAAGACUGUGUGGAGAUCCGCCCAAGCAAGCUGAAUUUGUGGAAUGAUGCCAACUGCAAUCUGCCUUCUAGGUGGAUUUGUAAGCAGGCCCAUGGACAGGCUGGGCUGUGACAUGCAGGUCCCAGUACCUCAGAAAGCGCCUUAAUUUCCAAGCUAUGGAGCAUGUUUUCCAGCCACCUGCCGAUGAGGAGCCCUGUGCACUGGCGGGGGCCGCUUGGCAUGUGCAUUGCAGGGACGCUUUGUCUUGGUGUGAUAUUUCUGCUGUAGCAGAGACAGCUGUCCUUAUGCCGCUCAGUGUGCAUGGCUCCGUAAUUUGUAUGUUUCCAGGUCUGUCACAAAAUAAAGUCCUUGGAUCAUAGAGUUAUUGUUUCAUAAUCAGCCCAUAAAUAAUUAUUUGCCUGA